Cydia splendana is the source of this 4507-nucleotide messenger RNA. It is a transcript of the gene hrg, whose product is annotated as poly(A) polymerase type 3. Gene Ontology annotation, molecular function: poly(A) RNA polymerase activity; RNA binding. NCBI's taxonomy places the organism in Eukaryota, Metazoa, Arthropoda, Insecta, Lepidoptera, Tortricidae. Bases 261 to 2108 code for a protein of 615 amino acids. Gene Ontology annotation, cellular component: nucleus. The record is from RefSeq and is a predicted model, not a curated record. The transcript has 14 exons.
GCAGCAUUUGCUAACGCCAUUUAAAGAUGGCUGCCUUGUUGUUGGCGACUGUUGGGCGCUUGUUUGGAAAUUAAUGUUUAUUUCUUUGUAUUAUUAUGAGUUCAAUUGAUUAUUUUUUCGUCAUUGUGAAGAUAAACGCAUGAUUUAGUUAAUUGGUAGUUAACCCGGGCGCUGCCCCAACAGUCACCCUCAAGGAGAGCCUUCAAUGACCCAUCUAGCUUAAGCCUUCUUUACGAUAAGUUCAACUUUAAUUAGGCAAGAUGUGGCCCGCACCGCAGUAUUCGCACACCAACCAGCCCAAGUCCAAUGAGCAUCAGAACCAGCAGAACUUGAAGACGCUGGGGAUGACCUCUGCGAUUUCCAUGGCAGGUCCAAAACCGAUCGACAUCGAAAAGACGAACGAACUUAAAGAAGCCCUCGUUCCGUUCGGAGUCUUCGAAUCUGACGCUGAAAUGGACCACCGCAUGGAAGUGCUUGGAGCGCUACAUAGGCUUGUGAGGCAGUGGAUACGGGAUGAGAGUAUGAGGAAGAAUAUGCCCCCAAAUGUUGCUGAUACUGUUGGUGGGAAUAUAUACACAUUCGGAUCCUACAGACUUGGGGUCCACCACCGCGGCGCCGAUAUCGACGCGCUCUGCGUGGCGCCGCGACACAUUGACCGGACAGACUAUUUUCAGUCGUUCUACGAACUCCUACGCCAGCAGCCACAGGUUCGAGACUUGCGUGCGGUCGAAGACGCUUUUGUGCCAGUCAUCAAAAUGAACUUUAACGGUAUCGAGAUAGAUCUGCUAUUUGCCCGGCUCGCUCUCAAGGAGAUACCAGAUUCCUUCGACCUUCGAGACGACAUGCUCCUCAAGAACCUGGACCAGAAAUGCGUCCGCUCGCUAAACGGAUGUCGCGUCACCGACGAGAUCCUGCGACUCGUGCCCAACAUCGACAACUUCCGGUUGACUCUGCGCGCCAUCAAGCUGUGGGCCAAGCGUCACGGCAUCUACUCGAACACACUGGGCUACCUCGGUGGCGUCUCCUGGGCGAUGCUGGUCGCCCGCACUUGCCAACUAUACCCCAAUGCUCUCCCAGCCACGUUGCUGCACAAGUUCUUCCUGGUCUUCAGCCAGUGGAAGUGGCCGCAGCCGGUGCUGCUGAAGCAACCUGACAGUGUCAACCUGGGCUUCCCGGUGUGGGAUCCAAGGGUAAACGUCUCAGACCGGUUCCACCUAAUGCCAAUCAUCACCCCCGCCUACCCGCAACAGAACUCCACCUUCAACGUGUCUGCCUCGACGAGAACAGUCAUCAUGGAGGAAUUCAGACUGGGCCUGGCAAUAACAGACGAGAUAAUGCUCUCAAAAUGCGGUUGGGAGCGUCUCUUCGAAGCUCCCAACUUCUUCGCGCGCUACAAGCACUUCAUAGUGCUGCUCGCUUCUUCAGCCAACAAGGAUGACCAGCUGCAGUGGUGCGGGCUGGUGGAGAGUCGGGUCAGGCAUCUCAUCACAACUUUGGAAAGAAACCAACACAUAACCAUCGCCCACGUCAACCCAGAGUGUUACAAUUCAGUGCCGCUGAAUAUCAACAACGGGCAACCUCUCGCCUUGCCGCCUGGUGCUCCAGUCCCAGAUCCUGGUACUGAAGUGAAAAAGAAUGAAAAUGGUGAAGUACUAGCGAACCACUGUUCCAUGUGGUUCAUCGGACUCGUGUUUGAGAAGACCAACCUCAACGUAGACCUCACGUACGACAUAUCCACGUUCACGAAGAGCGUGCAUUACCAAGCGGAGAACACUAAUAUGCUGAGAGAAGGCAUGGCUAUUGAGGUGCGGCACGUGCGACGCAAGCAACUCCACCAAUACCUCUCAGCGUCGUUACUGGUGAAGCGUGAGCGGACAGCGUCAGGAACUAAACGCAAGCCCGACGCGCAGCCCGUCAAGCCCGCCCCUAAGAAAACUAAGAGAUUAUCUGAGAGUAGUACGGACGAAGUCAGCAUCUUGUCCUACAACGACGACUCCAACUCGUCCAACGUGUACGAGCUCAACUCCGCGCCCGCGCCGCCCGCCUCCACCCCCGCGGCCGCCGAGCCCGCGGCGGCCGCGGCCGGGCCCAGCAUCGCCUGCACGUAGCAGUACGAGGAGUGGCGCCGCCGGUUCAUCUACGGCGGGCACGUCCAACCCGCCCGGCCCCGCCGCAGGGCCCCGCUGUGAAGUGGCUACAGUGCAGUGCAGUGCUAACUGGUGUUAUGUGACCGACUGCUCUAAAUACUAUUUCGCGCAUUUUUUUGUCUCGACAUACGUGCUCCUCGCGUGGCCCGGGCUCCGCUGAGCUCCUCCGUGUAGCAUUCGAUGCGUUAAAUAUGGUGUUAUCAUCAUAAUGAUCCAAUGUGACGCGUAACGAUUUACGCUGUUAUGCCUCAAUUUAUGACUCCCGGUGGUUCAUAUCCACCUCUGUCCGCCAUCGGUUGCGCAGGCGUGAGAACUACCCUUCUUUGUACCCGCCCGCGUCAGAACGAGGGUAAUUAAGUCUAAUUAUCACCAAAUUGAUUGUUGGUCGGGUAAGUAUAAUAUCCUAAGACUUGACGCCCCACAGAUCUAACAAUACAGAACCAUAUAAUUGCCAGCUAGACAUAGCUACACUGCUAUAUUGGGUUGUGCCGACCUCACUCACACAGAUAAACGGUAACACACUACUUCCACUUACCUAUAGUGUUAUUACUUCUUCAAAUUUUUAAAACAGGCAGUGUUUGCCUUACACUGAGAUUAUCUAAGGGCCGACUUUCCUCUUUAAGUGGAUUUUUUUAUGAACUCAAUUGACAAUUGAUUAAUUUCAACCUUCAUAUCUAAAGCGUCGCAUGACCCAAGUUAGCACUAAUAUGAACAAUGGUUAGACUUUCGCGUCGAAUCGUGAGUGACUUGUGAUGAUAGUGAUAAGGUUUGUUUGGCGUGAUUUCGACGUCGGCUACAUUUUGAGGGUAAGUUACUUGACUUUUUUACAGAAUUACUGUUUAUUACAUAAGUGAAUCAACUUUUUCUUGUCACUCGUUGGUAUGGCUACGUUCCCCUAGGCAACUUAGAAAACCCAAAGUGUGUGGUAUUAAUUUUACCAAAGUUACGAUUUUGUGGUAGUUUUCAGCCGUUUCUAUAAUGGACCUUCUAUUAAGCAUGUUAGCACACAACAUUUCUUCUAAGUAACUGUGCUACUAUUAAAGUGUAAUUCUAUGGAACUUGCUAACUAUGUAAACAAAAGUCACUAAUAAAUUCGUCAUUCUUUGACAAUUUCAAUAUGGCGGUUUGAUUACAUACUUACAUAGUUAGCAAGUUCCAUAGAAUGACACUUUACUACUAUUAUCCCCUGCUGACAAUGGGAUAAAAUAACGACGAGAAAAAGUUGAUCCACCUAUGUGUAACAAUUAAGAAAUUAAGCUUAUUUCAAAGAAACUUACGGUAAUAUGUUAAUUAAGUAUUACAAGAGUCGUAAGAUUCACGAAAUGUUUGAUUGUAAGAUUGUUACAUAAACGGUAACUGUGGAAUAAAACUGAUUUUGAGUGCAGAUAAACGCACUAAUCUAUGACGUGUCCUAAACUUUUUAAAUUAUUGUCAUAAUUAAAAGUCCAUCUAUAUCGCACUUAAUGAUACUAUUAACAGUUUCGUUUCUUAUUUUGUGAAAUUGGUAUAGUAUUGUAUUAACAUUUUACCACUGAGGAACAAAUGCGAAAGAAAACAACUGUUACAAGUGGUAACAGUUGGAAAUAACCCCUUGACCGCUAAAGAACUUCGUGCAUUCCGUCAAUGUUCACGAUACACACGAUAGGCGCGGCGUUAAAAGGGUUGAUAACAUAUGUGCAGAUGGAUUUUUCAUUAUUGACCACGACUUGUUGCACAGCCGAUAUAUAUUUUUUUAAAGCGGCAACAUUUCAAUACGGGAGAUCAGAGAAAUACUCCCAAAUAAAGGUUUAUCCCCAAUAAUUAUUAUUGUAAGUGUGCAAGCAAGUAGAAUUUUUAUUUAGAGAUGACGAAAGAUGUUUAUGGGGAUAUAAAUGUUAAUAUCCCAAGCAUUUUGUAAUUGAUGCAAUCACUACCUAAAGUGUCAUUCUAUGGAACUUGCUAACUAUGUAAAUAAAACCGCCAUAUUGAAAUUGUCAAAGAAUGAUGAAUUUACUAGUGACUUUUGUUUACAUAGUUAGCAAGUUCCAUACAUAUGAUACUUUAUACUCUGUAUCUUUAGGUAUUUAAAUAAAAGUAAACAAAAUCUACCCUCAAAUGGCUCCUUAAGCCAGUUGAGGGUAGAUGAAAACAUUACAUGAUCAAAUAAUGUAGAUUAAAGUCAGGUCGUUCAGUGACUGAUCCAGGCGGUUUUGUAUUUGGUCGGUUAAAUAAAUGUUAUAACUACCCGAAAAUUUAAAAAUUGUUUGUUUACUUUUAUUUAAAUACCUAAAGAUACAGACUAUAGGCACACCACUGGAUUUAAAGUAGGUUUGAAUAUUAUGUAUUAGAUUUAAAAGAAUUUUUAUCGAAACGCGAGAAAA